ACACACCUGCUCAUUCAAGGGUUUUUCUUUAUUUUUACUAUUUUACACAUUGCAGAAUAAUAGUGAAGACAUCAAAACUAUGAAAUAACAUAUACGGAAUCAUGUAGUAACCAAAAAGGUGUUAAACAAAUCAAAAUAUAUUUUUGAUUUUAGAUUCUUCAAAGUAGCCACCCUUUGCCUUGAUGACAGCUUUGCAUUCUCUUGGCAUCCCUCUCUGAGAUAGAAGAGUAGAGGCCUUUCUAAAGCUUCCUAUGCUAAAGUUAGAAGUGGAGAUGAAAUGUGGACAUGCUAAAGUUAGGUUGUUUCUCUCCUCAGGACUGCAGCAGAGGUAUCCAUAACAGAGAGAAGUUAGAAGGUUGUUUCUCUCCUCAGGGCUGCAGCAGAGGAAUCCAUAACAGAGAGAAGUUAGAAGGUUGUUUCUCUCCUCAGGACUGCAGCAGAGGAAUCCAUAACAGAGAGAAGUUAGAAGGUUGUUUCUCUCCUCAGGGCCGCAGCAGAGGAAUCCAUAACAGAGAGAAGUUAGAAGGUUGUUUCUCUCCUCAGGACUGCAGCAGAGGAAUCCAUAACAGAGAGAAGUUAGAAGGUUGUUUCUCUCCUCAGGACUGCAGCAGAGGAAUCCAUAACAGAGAGAAGUUAGAAGGUUGUUUCUCUCCUCAGGACUGCAGCAGAGGAAUCCAUAACAGAGAGAAGUUAGAAGGUUGUUUCUCUCCUCAGGACUGCAGCAGAGGAAUCCAUAACAGAGAGAAGUUAGAAGGUUGUUUCUCUCCUCAGGACUGCAGCAGAGGAAUCCAUAACAGAGAGAAGUUAGAAGGUUGUUUCUCUCCUCAGGACUGCAGCAGAGGUAUCCAUAACAGAGAGAAGUUAGAAGGUUGUUUCUCUCCUCAGGACUGCAGCAGAGGAAUCCAUAACAGAGAGAAGUUAGAAGGUUGUUUCUCUCCUCAGGACUGCAGCAGAGGAAUCCAUAACAGAGAGAAGUUAGAAGGUUGUUUCUCUCCUCAGGACUGCAGCAGAGGAAUCCAUAACAGAGAGAAGUUAGAAGGUUGUUUCUCUCCUCAGGACUGCAGCAGAGGAAUCCAUAACAGAGAGAAGUUAGAAGGUUGUUUCUCUCCUCAGGACUGCAGCAGAGGAAUCCAUAACAGAGAGAAGUUAGAAGGUUGUUUCUCUCCUCAGGACUGCAGCAGAGGAAUCCAUAACAGAGAGAAGUUAGAAGGUUGUUUCUCUCCUCAGGACUGCAGCAGAGGAAUCCAUAACAGAGAGAAGUUAGAAGGUUGUUUCUCUCCUCAGGACUGCAGCAGAGGAAUCCAUAACAGAGAGAAGUUAGAAGGUUGUUUCUCUCCUCAGGGCUGCAGCAGAGGAAUCCAUAACAGAGAGAAGUUAGAAGGUUGUUCCUCUCCUCAGGGCCGCAGCAGAGGAAUCCAUAACAGAGAGAAGUUAGAAGGUUGUUUCUCUCAGGGCUGCAGCAGAGGUAUCCAUAACAGAGAGAAGUUAGAAGGUUGUUUCUCUCCUCAGGACUGCAGCAGAGGAAUCCAUAACAGAGAGAAGUUAGAAGGUUGUUUCUCUCCUCAGGGCUGCAGCAGAGGUAUCCAUAACAGAGAGAAGUUAGAAGGUUGUUUCUCUCCUCAGGGCUGCAGCAGAGGAAUCCAUAACAGAGAGAAGUUAGAAGGUUGUUUCUCUCCUCAGGGCUGCAGCAGAGGAAUCCAUAACAGAGAGAAGUUAGAAGGUUGUUUCUCUCAGGGCUGCAGCAGAGGAAUCCAUAACAGAGAGAAGUUAGAAGGUUGUUUCUCUCCUCAGGGCUGCAGCAGAGGUAUCCAUAACAGAGAGAAGUUAGAAGGUUGUUUCUCUCCUCAGGACUGCAGCAGAGGUAUCCAUAACAGAGAGAAGUCAGCGGAGCCGAUCAGGCCAGAAGUGAAGAACUCGGAGGGGAGGAGAGAGAAUGGAGCUAAAGCCUCGGGGUGACCCCUGUGUCAUCCAGGCUCCUAAACCACUGGAGCUGAUACAUAGACCGAGGUAACACACACAAACUUACGCACAUACACACACAGUUUGUAUUUAUCCUUAGUGAUCACACGUGUGUGUCAAAUCAAAUCAAAUUGUAUUGGUCACAUACACAUGGUUAGCAGAUGUUAAUGCGAGUGUAGCAAAAUGCUUGUGCUUCUAGAUCCGACCAUGCAGUAAUAUCUAACAAGUAAUCUAUCAAUUUCACAACAACUACCUUUUACACUCUCUGGAGAAACUCCAGCAGGCAGAGAGCAGACAGCUUGAGAACACAGGUAGGCUGCUGUAAUAAUGGACUUUUAACCUGGUUCUGAUAGGAUUGAGAGGUGGGUGGCUCUUAGGCUCUCUCUCUCUCGGACAGGAGGAUGUGAAUAUUGGCACAUCCUGUAAGAAUGGAGGCUGCUCCAAGGUAGAGUACUACUCCUGUAGUUUGAGUUUGAUGAUCUUUUUAGUGUGAUCUGUUGUUUAUGGUGUGUAUCCUGGUUUCUCUCGGUUGCAGUCUUUCUCUGGUCCAGGGAGUAACGAGGAGAAGUGUAA
This is a messenger RNA of Oncorhynchus keta (chum salmon), 2532 nucleotides long. Its product is annotated as fibulin-1-like. The transcript has 6 exons. NCBI's taxonomy places the organism in Eukaryota, Metazoa, Chordata, Actinopteri, Salmoniformes, Salmonidae. The coding region runs from base 286 to 1956 and encodes 556 amino acids. The record is from RefSeq and is a predicted model, not a curated record.